Molecule: messenger RNA, 3633 nt
Organism: Gavialis gangeticus (Gharial)
Lineage: Eukaryota; Metazoa; Chordata; Crocodylia; Gavialidae
Gene: ZNF365
Product: zinc finger protein 365
Exons: 5
Coding region: 133-1329 (398 amino acids)
Biological process (GO): regulation of neuron projection development; regulation of DNA strand resection involved in replication fork processing; telomere maintenance
Cellular component (GO): centriolar satellite
Source: RefSeq, a predicted model, not a curated record
CUCCGCGCCGGGGUGCGCUGGGAGGUGGGACCGCGCCGGGCUCAGCGUGAUUUACGGCUCUGCUGAAAACGACUUUCCCCGCAGCAUCAGCCCCGGCCGCGGCGGCAGCAACAAGUCUGGAAUCUGAGAGUAAUGCAACAGAACACUUUUGAAGAAAGCAGAUAUUCCUGGCCAGAAUCUUUUGAAAAUGUCAGUAUCUGCAUGCCAUUUCGUUGCCCACGGUGUGGUGACCACACCAGAUUCAGAAGCCUGUCUUCUCUGAGGGCACAUUUGGAGUAUAAUCAUAGUUAUGAGGACAGAAGUCUUUUGACAAAAUGCAACCUACCUUCCUCCCUCAAAGAUGCAGAUUUGCUUUCUUCCUCAGAGGCCUCAACUCAAGGAAAACUGGGGAAAGCCAGCAAUGCAGUAAAACAAAACCCAGCCUACAUAAAUUUUUGUGAUAUAUCACAUGAGAACACAAAAAAUAGAAAAUCGCUGGAGGUGGAAGCUGAAAGGCCUGUCUCUUUUGUCGCAAAUUACAUACCAGCAAACUCCCCUGAUGAGCAAAUUUCUAAACCUGGGAUUCCCACACCAGACUCAAAAGCACCUUUUGAGGCACAUGUAAGAGAAAAGUUUAAUAUGAUGGUGGAAGCUGUAGAUAAAACAAUAGAGAAGAGAAUUGACAGGCUUAGCAAAGAGUUGGCCCAAAAAACUGCUGAACUGCUGGAAGUUCGGGCAGCUUUUGUGCAGCUCUCUCAGAAGAAACAGGAAGUUCAAAGGCGAGAGAGGGCCUUGAACAGACAGGUAGAUGUUGCAGUUGAGAUGAUUGCAGUGCUGAAACAACGUCUCUCAGAGUCUGAGGAAGAACUUCACAGGAAAGAAGAAGAAGUUGUUACCUUUAACCACUUCCUAGAAGAAGCAGCUGAGAAAGAGUUCCGUGGAAAAGCCAGACUCCAGCACUUCAUUGAGAAUCUCUUGCAGCGUGUUGAUUUGGCAGAAAGACAAUUAGAAUACUAUCAAAAUCAGCAGAUUAUAUGCAACUACAGUAAUGUCAAUGAACAUGUGCAUACAGACUUCUCAUUAAAUAGGAAACCCAGAUGCCUAAGCCGAGGAAGUCAGCACACUUCAUAUAAUGUCCCUGAAACAAAGCCUCAUUCCCUUCAAAAAGGUAGAAUGGUCCUGAAGAAAGCCAAGGAUGACAGGAACAGUAUCCAGCCCAUUAAAAUUGUGUAUGAAGCUGGUGAUGGUUCAAGAGAAUUAUGGAGGCCUCAGAGAAAAGGCGAACCAGUGAGUGCUGCUAGAAAAGUGAAUGCAAAAUCCAAGAUGGGCAAAAAAAGCAAACAGCUAUAGUAAGAGUUAAUAUUAUGUAAUGCCGUAGGAGUUAGGCUUCAACAAAACAGAUAUUGAAUAAAGUCUGUUAGAUGAGCCUUGUACUUUUUCAUAUUCACUUAGUCAUCGCACAUUAAUUGCAUAUAUAUAAUAUAUAAAGAAUGAAAUAUUUAUUUAGUAACUUCAGUUUUGGCUCAGUAAGAGAAGUAACAUUUAUUUAUUUCAGUUAACAUUUGUUUUUCCUAUUUAUGUAUUUAUUUAUUGCAAGAGUCUAUUUAAAAUGACUAUAGUACCUUGCUGUACACUACUAUGGAUGUAUGUUUUAUAACCAGAGAUUUUAGUGGCAGCAUGUGGCUUAAUAAUCUAUUUUUCUAUUUUAUGUUUUUGCUUAAGUUUGGAAGAAUCCACUUAAUCGGCACGCUAAUAUUCAGUCUUAAUUAGAGUGAUUGCCAGGGAACCUGUUCAAUGACUAAAUACUAUGUAUAUACAAACAUAGGUGUGAAAAGUCUACAUUAGUGCUGUCCUCAAGGUUGUUCAGAGCAGUAGGCUGGCAUUUGCAAUCCUGAAUUUUCUGUUGUACAACCUUGUUGGGAAUAUUUCAUGGUAGUCCCAUUUUUUAUUUUAUCAGCUAAACAAAUUGGUCUUCUGAGGGCAAAACUCUCUGCUCAUAUUACUUGAUGCAGUUUCACUGGCUUCAAUACUGCUUUGAAAUGCUCUUCUCUUUAUAUUUUUCAGUACUGUUAUAACAGCUCUUGCCAUAACAGUUCAGCAGGAAUAGAACCUGGGAUCUAAUACCUAAAACCAUAAGCUGCUGGGUAGCAUUAAUAGAUUCUUUACCUCUGUGGACCAGCAACUUUAGGGGGAGAUAAUUUACCCUACAUGCCAGCAACUUGAGCAGAAGAUGUUCCACUAUAUGCCAGCAUGUUCAAAUCCUGUGCUUGUUUUUAGACAACUGCCAGCACAGUGUCUGGAAUAAGUCUGUCUUAACUGGGGUGAUAAUUCAGGCUCCAGUCCUUCAUAGUUUCAUAUAUAAUGAAUAAUGUUUAAAAGUGGUAACUGUCCUAUGGAUUUCAAGUGAACAUAUGUGUGCAGCUAGAAAAGGCUGUGGGACUGGGACUUCAUGGAAUGUCUGUUUCCUUUGGUUUGUGUCAGUUAAAAUGGGUUCCAAUUUGUCAUGUUUGUCAGACUGAAUUUUCUGUGUUACUCAGACUACGUAUAUUUUUAGUAACGUUAAUCUUUACAUCAUGUUUAGAAAUAUUAACAUCCUGUUGAUAUAAUUGACAAAAAUAGUUUUCUCAAGAAAAAGGAGGAAUAGAUGAGUCAAGUCUGUGUAAUUUAUUUUUCAAAUAUUCAUAAAAAAUGUAAAUUGUGCUUGUGGAAGGUGGUUUUUACAGUAUGUGUAUAAAGACUUUGUGGGAAAUGUUUCUUGUUUUUAUAAUUAUGACUAUAAUCUGAAUUAAGUGAUUAUUUAAAAGAAAAUAUAACAAUGUCACUAUUUCUUGCAAUAAGCACUGGAUUUGCAGUAUAUUUAAAAUAAAAAGUGACCAAUAAGCAUAUAAACAGGUAACAACAAAUGUCAUACAUCCCAGAAGGCAUCAUAAUGAAGAAUGAAAAUAUGAAGUCCUUGCUUUUAUUCUAAAUGUUGUAUAAGAAAUAAUCUUAUGUUUAGUUAAACAUUCACAACACUGCUUCAACUGAAAUUAACAGUUUAAAAACAAUUCAGGUAUUUAAUUUUUAAUGAAGUUAAAGUUUGUUUUGACAUUUCAUUGUUGGAUUGGACAGUAUGUCAUGAUAGACUGGUAGAAAGGAUUUGUUAAUUGUAUUGAAUAUUCUUUUUGUCAGUUAAUAUAGGAUAAGAACUUAUUUUGCAAUCCAGAUGGCAUAAAUGUAUUUUAAUCUUCCUAUUGCUUCCCACAAUUGGCUUUUUUAACAUAAAUGAAAAAAAAUACAGGUAAUACAGAGUGAUCUUUAAAAACAACUUAAGUAAUACAUUAACUUAUUUCUUUAAGUCAGAAGUGAAGUAACCUUUAUAUUUUCAAAUAUAUUGCCUACUCUUUUUGAUAAGGAGUUAAGUGUAACUAUUCAGACUUCAUGAAUAAGAUGCUUACUCUCUAUUUUAUUUUAGUCAUCUCAAAGUGAUCGUUUAAAUAAUCUGUAUUUCUUUUUUAAUGGAAUGGUCUCUAUCCUCCCAUAUCCUAAGUUAUUGAAGUUAUUUGCUGCAAGAAUGUCAAGUUCAUCAGUUACAAAGCAGUUGGAAUGUACUGUUAUCCCAGAAAAACAUUUUACAAAUAUAAAAACUAAUAAUAAAGAUAUAUUUCUCAGUUA